AUUGAGUUGGAGCAGUACCCCACGGGGCCUCACAUUGCCUCUCGCAUGCUCUAUGAGAUCCACACGCGCUUUGAUGACGUGGAGGGGCGUACAGUGCUCGACCUCGGCUGUGGGUGCGGCACCCUAGGGAUUGCCGCAGCCAUGCUGGGUGCAGAGUAUGUGGUGGGAGUGGACGCAGAUGACUCAGCCAUUGCCACAGCACAGGCCAACUGUCAAGAGUAUGAGAUUGACAUGGACUUCAUUCAGGCGAAACUCCCCCACUUGUCUCUCACUAGAGGCUCAGUUGAGGUGGUGGUGAUGAACCCGCCCUUUGGCACGAGAACCAAGGGUGCUGACAUGCUCUUUUUGGCAGCAGGGCUCAAGGCUGCGUCAGUAGCCGUUUACUCGCUGCACAAAUCAUCGACUCGAGAGCAUGUACAACGGGCAGCGCUAAGAGAUUUUGGUGCAAAGAGUGCUGAAGUGUUGUAUCAG
Messenger RNA from Closterium sp. Naga37s-1, 471 nucleotides. The record is from the annotation of a GenBank genome assembly. NCBI's taxonomy places the organism in Eukaryota, Viridiplantae, Streptophyta, Zygnematophyceae, Desmidiales, Closteriaceae.